AUGAGUCAAGUUGAUAUCGAUCAGGCUGUGCAAAAUCUAAGAAAUCUGGCUUUCAUAGCUCAAGGAUAUUUAAAUAGGUAUAAAAAACUCAAAAGCGACUUGGAAAAUCUUGCUACAAAUAGUCAUUUGAACAGGGUUAAAGCUGAAUCAAAUGCGAUGUACUUGGAAGAUUUAAUGGGUCAUGCUGGCGAUUUGACAGGAUAUUAUAGCUCCUCACCUCGCUUUAAAUCAGUUGAAGAAGGAAAAUCCUAUGUUUUACAGCUAAUGAAACAAAUAAAACAACUACCAAAAGACACAAUUAUUGAAAAUAAGCAAGAACAAAUUAAAAAUCUUGUAGAAAAACUCAAUCAACAACAUAAUCAGUUGCAAAUUGAAGAAAAAAAUCUACAGAAAUUAAAAGAAGCAACAGAAAAACAAAAAUUAAAAGAUGAAGAAGAACAUCAACAACUUCUUCAACAAUUAGAAAAGGCUUCAGCAGAAUAUAAAACGUUACAUUCGCAAAAUAAACAAAAACGACAAAUAUAUAAAGACAAACAGAAAAUACUAGAUGAUCUUAAACAAAAACUGCAAGAUUUAAAUUUAGAAAAUAUGAAAAUCAAAAAAGACAUAGAAAACAUCGAUGAUGACCAUAAAAACUUAGACCAACGACGCAAUGAAGUUCGUAGCCAAGUAAAUCGGAUCAGAGAAACAGAAACAAGUCUAGAAACUUUAAGGCAGCAAUCAAUAGAACUGACUAAAGUGAAAGAUGAUCUAACGCAACAACAACUCAGGCUACAACAAGAUAUAUUAGACAAAAAGAAGAAAAUUGAUCAAAUUUUAUCUUUUAUCGAAAUUUCUCAAAAAUGA
Trichomonas vaginalis G3 is the source of this 846-nucleotide messenger RNA. RefSeq names its product alix/aip1 like domains domain-containing protein. The record is from RefSeq and is a predicted model, not a curated record. Bases 1 to 846 code for a protein of 281 amino acids. NCBI's taxonomy places the organism in Eukaryota, Parabasalia, Trichomonadida, Trichomonadidae. The transcript has a single exon.